This is a messenger RNA of Charadrius vociferus (killdeer), 1168 nucleotides long. It is a transcript of the gene MSI2, whose product is annotated as musashi RNA-binding protein 2. Gene Ontology annotation, molecular function: RNA binding. The record is from RefSeq and is a predicted model, not a curated record. The transcript has 12 exons. Gene Ontology annotation, cellular component: cytoplasm. NCBI's taxonomy places the organism in Eukaryota, Metazoa, Chordata, Aves, Charadriiformes, Charadriidae. The coding region runs from base 1 to 918 and encodes 305 amino acids.
AUGGAGGCAGAGGCGACACUUCUCAUCAUCCCCCCCAUCCCUUCGCUCUUUGUCUCCCGCAGAGGCUUCGGGUUCGUUACGUUCGCGGAUCCGGCGAGUGUAGACAAAGUCCUGGCUCAGCCCCACCACGAGCUGGACUCCAAGACGAUUGACCCUAAAGUUGCAUUUCCCCGACGAGCACAGCCUAAGAUGGUCACGAGAACAAAGAAAAUAUUUGUAGGUGGAUUAUCGGCUAAUACAGUAGUGGAAGACGUAAAGCAAUACUUUGAACAGUUUGGCAAGGUAGAGGACGCCAUGCUUAUGUUUGACAAGACGACCAACAGGCAUAGAGGAUUUGGCUUCGUAACUUUUGAAAAUGAAGACGUGGUGGAAAAAGUCUGUGAAAUUCAUUUCCACGAAAUCAAUAAUAAAAUGGUAGAAUGUAAGAAAGCACAACCUAAAGAAGUGAUGUUUCCACCAGGGACGAGAGGAAGGGCACGUGGAUUACCGUAUACCAUGGACGCUUUUAUGCUAGGGAUGGGAAUGUUGGGUUACCCGAAUUUUGUUGCAACGUACGGCCGAGGAUAUCCUGGAUUUGCCCCAAGUUACAGCUAUCAGUUCCCAGGUUUUCCGGCAGCGGCUUAUGGACCAGUAGCAGCGGCAGCCGUGGCGGCAGCAAGAGGAUCAGUCUUGAAUAGCUACAGUGCUCAACCGAAUUUUGGCGCACCCGCUUCCCCGGCAGGCUCCAACCCAGCCCGACCCGGAGGCUUCCCCGGGGCCAACAGCCCAGGGCCCGUCGCGGACCUCUCCGGCACGGCCAGCCAAGACUCCGGCGUGGGUAACUACAUAAGCGCCGCCAGCCCGCAGCCGGGCUCCGGCUUCGGCCACGGGAUCGCCGGACCUUUGAUUGCAACGGCUUUUACAAAUGGAUACCAUUGAAACGUUACACAUGGUUGGUUGCCAUCUCACUUGGAGAGUCUCUCUGGAUGUCCGGGCAAGACGGGGCGAAGUUUCUGACCGGGCCCACGUUUGGGUGAUCUCAUCAGACUUUGAGCACGACAUCAUCACCGCUAACGCAAACAAACGGGAGGUGGCACUCGACGGACUUAGGUUGUUUAAAAUCUCUCUCAUCAUCUCAUGAAUCUGCUGUACUAUAAAAACAACAGCUUUUAAAAGUAUGUAUAUAAAA